UAUGGGUUGUCCUCUAUUAUCAGUUUCAUCUUGCUAGUCCCCUUGUCUUUUUUAUUACAAAAUACUUUAUGUUGAAACUUGUUGCAUGUCUUCAAUAAAUAUAUAUAUAAAUUCUAAUUAAUUCAGAAUUGCAGCUGUUCCGUUUGGCUUAGCUUUGUCAGAUUUAGUUUGUGCUGCGAAACCGUUAAAAGGCUUUAUUCUUUAGAAGAGAACAGGUACAACAUUGAAGAAACCACGGAGAUGGGGCUGAGUAAGAGUUUCUCUUCAAUUCUCUUUGUGUUUCUUUUUGUGGGUUUGUCUUCUUCAGCUUUCCUUUCAGAUGAUGUGUUUGGAUCUCAUGCUGCUACUGGCAGAAACCUUCUGCAAGCUAAGAAAGCUUGCCCUGUGAACUUUGAGUUCCAGAAUUACACCAUCAUCACAAGCCAAUGCAAAGGACCAGAUUACCCAGCCAAUAGCUGUUGCAAUGCUUUUAAGGAAUUCGCCUGCCCUUUCGCCGAUGAAAUCAAUGACUUAACAACAGAUUGUGCUUCAACCAUGUUCAGCUACAUAAACCUGCAUGGAAAAUACCCUCCUGGCCUUUUUGCCGCUGAGUGUCGCGAAGAUAAGGAAGGACUUCCAUGCCCGGCACUUCCACCAUCAAUGUCAGUCAAAGCUAACAUGGGUGCUGUCACAGGUAAUCCAUCCAUGCUGCUAAUGGUGACAAGUAGCUUCCUAGUGCUGUUGUUCCAGUUACUAAAAGUCACAUAACUGUCAUUCUUGUGAUUGCUGAUAGUUUAUAUGUUCAGAGUUAAAGAAAUCACUUUGAGUAAGGCAUACAGAGAAUUGAAACCCCGUAUGUAUUUUUCAUUGAAACAUAAAAGGGCACCUCCAUUUUUAUUCA
Molecule: messenger RNA, 880 nt
Organism: Mangifera indica (mango)
Lineage: Eukaryota; Viridiplantae; Streptophyta; Magnoliopsida; Sapindales; Anacardiaceae
Product: GPI-anchored protein LLG1-like
Exons: 3
Coding region: 241-747 (168 amino acids)
Source: RefSeq, a predicted model, not a curated record